Molecule: messenger RNA, 972 nt
Organism: Toxotes jaculatrix (banded archerfish)
Lineage: Eukaryota; Metazoa; Chordata; Actinopteri; Toxotidae
Gene: cdx1b
Product: caudal type homeobox 1 b
Exons: 3
Coding region: 49-972 (307 amino acids)
Biological process (GO): embryo development; anterior/posterior axis specification; cell differentiation
Cellular component (GO): nucleus
Molecular function (GO): RNA polymerase II transcription regulatory region sequence-specific DNA binding; DNA-binding transcription factor activity, RNA polymerase II-specific
Source: RefSeq, a predicted model, not a curated record
GGCAGGCUGGAUCCGCAGUAUGCUGAGGGAGUCCCCUCACCUGGAAAGAUGUACGUGAGUUACCUGCAGCUGGACAAGGACCCCGCCAUGUACCCGCACCAGAACCCGGUGACCCGACACCCGGGCCUCAGCCUCAGCCCGCAGAAUUUCACGGUCCCUGCCCCGCCGCAGUACUCGGACUUCGCCGGCUACCACCACCACCACCACCACGGCAUCAACAACGACCCGCACGCGGUCCAGCAGGCCGGCCCGGGAACCGGUGGCUGGAGCCCGGCCUACCCGCCUCCUCCUCCGCCCACACGGGAUGACUGGUCGUCCCACCAUUACGGCCACACGGCCGCCGCCGCCGCAGCAGCGGCAGCAGCCGCAGCCGCAGCCGCAGCCGGGGGGCCUCCCGCGGCGUCCACCGUGCCCGGUGCGGUGGGUCCCACCCUGGGAUUCAGCCCCCCGGACUUCCCCGGGCAGCCUCCUGCGCUGCUGCCCACGUCUCUAAACGCGUCGGCGGGGCAGCUGUCUCCCGGCUCCCCGCAGAGGAGGAACCCCUACGACUGGAUACGACGCACCUCCGCACCGCCCUCCAACCCAAACGGUAAGACACGGACCAAAGACAAGUACCGGGUGGUUUACACCGACCACCAGAGGCUGGAGCUGGAGAAGGAGUUUCACUACAGCAAAUACAUCACCAUCAGGAGGAAGGCGGAGCUCGCAACGGCGCUCAGCCUGUCAGAGAGACAGGUGAAGAUCUGGUUCCAGAACCGCCGGGCAAAGGAGCGCAAGAUCAACAAGAAGAAGCUCCAGCAGCCGGCCUCCUCCACGACCACGCCCACCCCUCCCACCGGCACCAACGGCAGCGGAGGAGGUGGUCCUCAUGGAAACGGCGGCAGCAGCGUUGCCAUGGUGACAAGCAGCAGCGGCAGCAACGGGCUGGUGUCCCCUUCAUCCUUGCCUUUAAACAUCAAGGAGGAGUACUGA